Molecule: messenger RNA, 675 nt
Organism: Hyaloscypha bicolor E
Lineage: Eukaryota; Fungi; Ascomycota; Leotiomycetes; Helotiales; Hyaloscyphaceae
Exons: 2
Coding region: 1-675 (224 amino acids)
Source: RefSeq, a predicted model, not a curated record
AUGACCACAUACACCAUCAAAGUUCAUAACAAGAGUGAUGCCUCCCAGCACUUCUUGCUCUUCAACGAGAAACCGACGUCCUCAAACAACAUUAGCCAGCUCUGGACCAAUGUUUGGGUUAAGUCUGGCGUUACAGAUCAUCCUAACGGCACGGCCACAUUCAAGAUCACCUCUAAAUUUUAUGGCGUAUGUGGGACGACCGAUACCGCUUUUGCGAGCGGUGUCAGUGUCUCAACGAGUGACUGGGCCGACGUGAAUAUCACGACGAGCAGCUCCAAUGGAACCAAGCUCCAAAUGAAUGUCGAAGAUGAUGGGCCAGUCUUUGAUAGUUCAGCCGUUUCGACCACUUCUACGACUGGUAGUUUUGCCAUCAAUACAAAUUCUUUCGAUUCGACCCAGCAUGAGAACGUCUACUGCGGCUUGGGUAGGCAAAGCGCUCACGACUCAGAGGACAUUAUUCCGGUUGCGGUCUGGACUGCAAAACCCAGCCAAGACUACGAAAUAGCGCCUGUCCAGAAGUUUUUCAUUGCGACGGGCACCUAUAGCGAAGGUGAUGUUGUCAACGUCGCCGACUUGGGGCAGACAGUAGUCAUCGACUUCACCAGCACUACCUAUACGAACGCUUCUACCGACUUCACGACCGAGUACAAAUACACCAGCCCCAAGUAUUCCUAA